Messenger RNA from Adineta ricciae, 1371 nucleotides. The record is from the annotation of a GenBank genome assembly. Lineage: Eukaryota; Metazoa; Rotifera; Eurotatoria; Adinetida; Adinetidae.
AUGUCAAAUUCAAAUCAGAAUAUUGCUGAUGAUCUGGAUAACUUCGAUGAUAUCUUUCAUGAUUAUGGUGAUGAUGCAGAUGAAAAAGAUGAUGCGGAAAUUGAUUUCCUAGCAUACUUGACUGAUCCAAGCAAAAACACGGACAAUGUCGAUAAUCCAACCGAAGAGAUCGAUAUUCGAUUUGAUACCAGUACAGAACAACAUCUAUCGCAAAGAUUAAGUCAAAUGGCAGCAUCCACCAGUGAACAAGACACAGGAAGAAAACGUCCAGCAUUAACGCCAACGUCGCCAGUUUCAUUGAUGAAAAAAUUAAAGAGUGAUAUCACUGAUCCACUAUCGUCAGAAGAAAUGCCAGAUUAUCUACUGAAUGAUAGUCGAACGUUUGAACAGUACAUGGGCGAGUCACCGUCGAUUGAAGAUCUACGACAGAUUGCAUAUUUCGAACAUAGAUCAGCACUGAUUGAAUUGCAUCUUCUAUUUUGGACAACUCAUCUCAAUUCGGGUACUGGCCAAUUGUUGAUUACGGAAUCAGCUGCAUGGCAAAUUUCGAAAUCGUCUACUCGUCGAAUCGAACGAGCUCGAUUUCAUUAUUGGUCGGAUAAACUAAAAGCAAUCAUACUUGCUGAUGAUCAAGUCAAGGUUCCAAACAAUCAUGUCACCUACGAUAUGUGUUUCAAUUAUGUCACAGAGAAAAUUCGUCAGCUACGAGUACAACUGACAAAAUAUAGAACCGAACUGAAGCAACGAAAAGAACAACUCAAUACUUAUUUUACAGCAGCCAUCGAUGAAAAGAUCAAAUCGUUCGUUGAAGAAUAUGGUAUGACAUUACGUCGAAUCCUGAUUGAAAGUAAAAUUGUUGUUAUCAAAUGUGAUUACUAUGAUCGACUGUUCAAAUCGAAUUUUGAAUAUGAAGGUGCCUAUGCUCAUCAAUUGAAACUAUUCGAGAAAAUAUGCCAAAGUAAAUUGAACAAAGAAACAGCUCGAAUGGAAGUGGAUUUAUUGAAGCAACGUAUUGUUCACCAACACUAUUCGGAUUUAUUUCUUACCUUUCGCAUACCAGAACCACCAGCUUUACUCACAGUACAAGAUCGAGAUGUUCGACUACGUCUACAGUAUCGUUAUAAUGAACUUCUGCAACGAACGAAAUCGGAUAUGCUUACAAUCUAUAUUCGUACAGCUGAAGCCAAACUAGAAGAAUACACGACCAUUUACAAUGAAGAAUGUGCACAAUUGCGAGGAGAAUUCUCUGCUACACAGAAUGAAGUCAAGGAAGAUCGUUUUAGAAAUAUUGAUGAACGCCUGAAGAAACUCUACGAUCUUAAAAUUCGUUUUUUCGUCGAAGCUCCGACAGCCAAAAUAAAUCUUAUUUGA